Alexandromys fortis (reed vole) is the source of this 7190-nucleotide messenger RNA. It is a transcript of the gene Nfam1, whose product is annotated as NFAT activating protein with ITAM motif 1. Gene Ontology annotation, cellular component: membrane raft. NCBI's taxonomy places the organism in Eukaryota, Metazoa, Chordata, Mammalia, Rodentia, Cricetidae. Bases 138 to 935 code for a protein of 265 amino acids. The transcript has 7 exons. The record is from RefSeq and is a predicted model, not a curated record. Gene Ontology annotation, molecular function: transmembrane signaling receptor activity. Gene Ontology annotation, biological process: positive regulation of B cell receptor signaling pathway; B cell receptor signaling pathway; regulation of B cell differentiation.
AAGGCGUCCAGAGGAGGAACUUACUGGGACACAAAAGGGAACUGUGGCUGCCGGCAGGGGCCAGAGCCUCAAGUGAGCUAAAGAGGAAGAAAGACUUUGAUGAAGUGUCCCAUUCACAGCGGCUGCUGCUGCCUUGGAUGGAGAGCUGGUUUCCACGGUGUGGGGCUGGGAUGGGAUGCCUGCAUCCUCCCAGCUGCCUCCCAGCUUGGUGGUUCCUCCGUUUGCUGCUGGUGCCCUGGACCCUGCAGCUAGCAGGAGGGAUAUCAGUGACCCACACCGGCCUCCCUAUCAUGGUCUCUCUGGCCAACACGGCUGUCUCCUUUAGCUGCAGAAUCAACUACCAGGACACCCCACAAUUCAAGGACUUCACCUUUAGCUUCUUUCAUGAGGAUCUCCAUGGCAAGAGAAGUGUGGAGAAGCCAAUUGACUGCAAACACAGCCCUGGCGCGGAGAACCAGACCCUGGAUUGCGAGGUUAAACUCAGCCUGCCAGAUGCAUCGGCCACAGGCACUUACUACUGCUUAGUCCAAGGGCACAUCUCAGUGCAGGGCAGCGGCACCUUCAUUCUGGUCAGAGACACAGCAUACCACCCACCUUCGUUCAAGCGCCAGGAGGCCCUGCUGUUCAGUUUUACCGGCUUGCUGGGUACCCUGAGUGUGUUGGGCACAGUUCUACUGCUUUGGAAGAAGAAACAGAUGUCAGUCCUGGGCAAGCAUAUUACCAGGACUUGCCCCGGUCCCAAAUCCACCGGCGGAGCCACAAAGCCUCCGGCAGAAUCCAUCUACACGGGUCUACAGCCCCGAGAGACAGAGGUCUAUGACUGCCUCGAAGGAGAGACUGGCAGCCCUGUCUCCAGCCAAAGUCCUCCCUCCAAGGAGAAACGGAAUAGGUUUGAGGAAGACAAUGAAUUUAACCUCGUCUAUGAAAAUCUCUAGGAGACGUUCCAUAAGUCCUGAGCCUUCUCUUGGAUUAGGGACCCAGAGCCACUUCCCUUGUCCGAGGACAUGAUCUGGGCCGGGAACAGGGCCCAUAGACCAUACCAUCACCUGGACAUUCAGGCCUCUCCCUGCCUUGGCCUGACCUACUCUCCCAGCCUUCCUGCCAUCCUGUAGUUCACAUCUCUGGGCUUUCACCCAGCCUUCUCCUCCAUCUAGAGAGCCAUUCUUCCCCUGACCCUGUGGGCAAAGGGCGCCUCAGUCCCCCCUCCUCCCCGGGCUCUUUUGUCCACCACCUCUUUCCCCCUUCAUCCUUUACUGCCAUCCCUACAGAGCUGUGUACAGGGCUCUCUUGGCACGGGUCUCCAUCUGGGCCCUGAGGCAGAUCAGGGCUGUGCCCAGCCACUGAGCCGAGUUCCCUGCUCAUUCAGCCCAAAGGCACAAAUUCACAGCCAGGCAUGGUGGCUCAGGCCUAUCACUGCAGCCUUCAGGAGGCUGAGUAGAAGGAUCAGAAGGAUCGCAGUGAACUCAAGGCCAGCCUGGGCUACACAGUGAGAUCAAUGCAAUGAAUGACUGCCUGCCACAUACUGGGUGGAGCUGGGAAACGGUGUAGCUAAGGAGAAAUGAAGAGUGGGCAGCGAAGAACUGCACAAAAGCUGGCUGGGUCCAGGGCCGGAUAUAGAGGCUUAGGAUAUGGCAAGUGGCGGUGAACCAGGGCCCGGAGCAGGGAGGUUCCACACAUACUGGUGAGAAAGGGAAGUCUGGCUUGCUUAGGGUAACUCCUUUCCCCCAACAAGAACCCCUUGCUGAUUUCCCACCAGCCUGUGUGGGCACUCACCUCACUGUGCCUACUGCCCUUGGCUCUCCAGGCCUCUUCCUUGCUCUACCCUAAGACCCAGCUCCCCCAAAUCCCUUCCUUGUGGCCUCUUCUGGCCCCACCACCCGUGCUUCAUCCUAUUUCCCUCUGUCUUUAUUUAUUUGCUUUUGGCCCAUGGAGACCAGCCUAGCUGUCUGCAUGUGUGACUCUGUGUGACUUGCACUCUGCUUUUCGGGGUAGGUGGGCAGGCGGGUCUCUGUGCUGAAGAAGCUCAAACCGGGGUGAACAAAAUGAACUUCAGCUUUUCUGCCCCCUCCCCCACCAGAAAUUCAUUCAAGGAACCCCUCAUUUCAUCCUCCAGGCAGCUCUGCAGUAGGGAAUCCAUCUCCUUGGAAGACAGGGACUGAAGGUCUCUGUGUCUGGGCUGCAGGGAUCGUUUCUCACCCUUCUUCCCUCCUUUGCCUGCCUCUCCUUUGCCUUUCCCAGACUCAGUUUAUCUGUGAAACGGACAGACCAAUCUACUUCCCCUGCUUUCUAGGCUACUUCAAAAGUCCCUGGAAUGUUCUCAUUCCAAAGCCUGUGCACACCCAGGGGACGUGGAGGUAUCCGUGUGCAGGCACCUAGCCUGGACCCAGCAGUACUGAACCAUCUCCCCUCAGGCAGCACCUUCUGUUCUGCAAGUGAGACCCUCCUUGGAGGAAUAGAAAGGCUAGAGCGGAAGACAAAGGCUGAUCUCUGGAAGCCCACUGUGCCCCUGGGUAGUGGCACCAGGCUUUUCUGGGCCCAGUGGCCAGCAACCUACAAGCCUGGUUCUAUCGAGGCCCACUGUGUGAACAUCCAACAAGCAAAGCUCCUCAUGGACUGGGUUAAGUGAAGGCCUGUGCUCCCCAAGGCUGGCUUAAUGAGUUCCUGGUCUUGUGGAGGAGGGAAACUGUGUGGUACAGAGCUGUCCCCAGGCUCCUGACUCCCGCAGCCUGAGAGGAAGGUCAAUGCUGGGGUGGGAACUGCAGUCAGUAAACACUUGGCUGCUACUUCCCCCGCAUCCUGAGCUCUAUGACCCAUCUCUGGACUCUCUGACUGGGACUCAGGUUUCCCCUGCCCUUUCUCAGAGAGUGAGGAAGCCUCGUGUGAAUUCACAUGGUGCCCUGGCUGAGGACCCAGCACCCAGGCCUCCCAGAAGUCCCCAGUGUUCCCACUGCCUCUUCCCUAUAAAGAAGCUGAGGGGAUCUGGCAAAACCUACUUUGUUUUUGUCCCUUGCCUGUGAAAAGCCUUCUGUGGCUUCUACUUCGCUUGCAAUAAAGUCUCAGCUCCUUACUGUGGCUGAGGAUCUGUGGAAGACUGACCCAUUGCCCUCCCGGGAACACAGACAUUGCCAGAGUGGUGUGAUGGCUGAGGUCUGGUUGUGGCAAAAAACGGUCACAAGGUUGAGGGGCAGGGCUUACGAAGGGCUCUAUUGGUCAAGAAUCGAGUCUGGGAAGGGAAGGAGAAGAAAAAGAAGAGGAGGAAGAAAAGGAAGUUGUAGGGUUCAGGGUGGGACCUAAUAAGGGGUUCCCACAUUAGGGACAGUUAGGGAAGAGUAUUUUGUGUCUCCCAGUAGUCAACAAAGAAGGCCGAGCACCCACCCAAGCCUAAGAGCCUGGAGAGAGGAGCUGGUGCAAGGAUGAAGGAUGCGGAUGGCAAGGAUGAAGGAGGAGGAGAGGGGCCCUUGAAUGUGAACCCCUUGGGGACAGGCCUUGAAUGGGAAGGGAGAGGAGAGGCACAAGACCUCCCUUAGGACCCAGCUCCACCUCCUAGCAGCAACUCAGACUCGAUUAAGUCACUACCUGCCUGCCUGAGCCUGGGUUUCCAGGGACAAUCCAGACCACUCAGGGUGUAGUGGACAGACAGGGAGGUCCCCAGGCCCUGCCGAGUAUGUUUCCUUGAUUCAAACUGCUAGGGCAAUGAUUGAGAGCAGACAGACCUCCUCAGAAAACAGAAGCAUCCUUCUCAGGAGGCAGAUUAGGGCUUCUCCAGCUACAGGGGAUUGGAGGUGGGUAGCACAGGGAGCGAGGCAGAGGGGAGGUGGUUCCUGGGUCUAGCAGCACCCCCAGAAGGGGCUCAGCUGGGAGGUACUUGAGAGAGGAUGGCUGAAUGGGGAAGGUAAAGAGGAGCCUGGGCUCUUGGAGGAAGGCUGAUGUGACCGUCUCAUUGGUGGAGCUAGUCCUUGCCCCCACCUGGAGGGAUUUCCACGCGCUCUUCUGGCCUAGGCUGCUGACUCUCUGAGGUCUUUUCACCCGGUAGCUUCUUCAGAGCCUUAGGACAUCAGAUCACUUCAAGGGACCCUCUACAACUUCCCACCUUCAGCUUCUCCCAAGAGUUGUAAAUGGCUGGAAGUUGACAGCCCUGCCCGACCCCGACCCCUCAGUUGGCUCCAGCUGUCCACAACCUUUACAAAAAAAAGCAUCUCGAGAAACCAAACCCAGGAAGUUGGUACAGGAGCUGUGCCCCCACCCCCAGAAAAAAAAUUUCCAGAGGAUUCUGUGCAGCAGUUUCCAUGGGAACAUGUGCUUGUUAUCAGUGAUGCUUAGUGGGGCUAGAGUGUCCCUCACAGCCACCAUCACAGGACUUUAGUGGGUGGGUGCAGCUGGGGGCAUCGUUAGUUCUUUGGCCCUUAGCUCUCACUAACCUGAAAUCGAGUUACAGGCAAAACCUGCCUCUUUCCCCCUCCUCCAUCUAAUUUAAAGGCCAUGUUCCAGCCUAAGGAUGCCUCUGGGACUUCAGGGAUGGAUUUUUAUGUAGUUCAAUAGUUUUCUUGGCACACAGCUCUUCCGGGAGAGGUGGGCCAUUGCCUCGGCCCAGCCAAGCUGAGUGGCAUCAAUCUGUCCCUCCUAAAUGCCUGGGGAUGUCAUUUGCCCACUGGAGGGGCUUCAGCCCUGAACGGAGACUCCAGCACUGGAGAUGUCGACAUGAGACUCUGUGAACCUUGCCGGCUCCUCCUUGAACCGUGGUUAUAAUUAUGGCCCCCGAGCCUUGAUUGAGCCCUGGCUAAGUGCUGCUUUCUGCGCUUGGCAUUGAAUUUUCGCUGUGAAUACAAGCAGGUGUCGCAGACACAGAGUGUGGUAAAACAUUUAAACUCCAGCAAGGUGAAGUUUGCUCUGAUGCACCCGCCACCUCCCCGCUGCCAUCAGAAGCCCCUCCCUAGAGAUUGCAGCCAGGCUAUUGGGAAGGCCUUUCUCUCUGGCUAAUCACAGCCGUGUAUUUGGAUGGAUGAAGUGCAGGGCGUUCGUGGGAGAGCUCUGAAGAGCUUGUGCCGUCGUUCUGUAGGUGUUUGCAUUGGCUUGGCUCGCAAAGCCCCACGUGGGGAUCUGCCCAAGACAGCGUGUGGAUGCUGCCAGACUCUAAUUACAGCGGAGGACUCACAGGACGGAUGGCCCUAAUUUAAUCGGGGCCCCUAUCAAUGGCCUCUUCAGCUGUUUCCGAUUUUUCAACCUCUGUGUAAGGUAUUUCAGGGAACGUCCUCCACUCCACCACCUGGACUGCACUUGCUGAACCUUCUCUCUGUGGGAAAUGAUGGAAAGAGACCCCUGGGGGCUCCCAGUGGGAAGGGGUCUUCUUUCAACAGGCACUCUCAGGCAUGGAGGUUGUACUGGUAUUUUUGUCUCUGGACUUUUUUUUAUCGGCAACACCUCAUUCUGAAAACAGACCUGGUCAGGAGAAUGUUCUAGACUCAUCCAGUGGUAGUAGUUAUACAGCCUGUGUUGUGAGAUGAAGACCACUGAGUUGCACGCCUGGAAAGAAUGAAGCUUCUGGUAAGUGAAUAAGGCUUCAGCCCAAUGACUUAAAUCCGAACCUGUUUAGACGCAGUCUGUGUCUCCUGUCCAUCACCCCCGGGACAGAAUUUAUACAUGCAUGCAAGGUGGGUGCACAUUCCUCCCCUGACGCGGUUGCUACCCCUCUUCAUUCCAGCCUGCUCUGCCUCACCCCCUCUUCUGUCCUUCCUCAGAAGGACCUCUCUCAGCCUCUACUCUGGUAGGAAGUUCUUUCUACCUCAUGGUUAAUUUGGUCAUCAGGCAACAAGCACUGAUCCCAGUUUGUGGGUGAGGAAACUAAGAGAUAAAACAACUUACCCAAGGCAGUUUCACCAGUGGUUGUUGCAACUGAAGCCCCAGCAUGGCUUCAGAACCCAUGUCAUGGACCACUUUGCUGAGUGACCUUCUGUAUCCUCCCAGGAUGUCCCCCUCCUAAUCUUGGGAGCCUGUGAUGUUCCUUACAUAGCAGAUGGGAUUAAGUCUCUUGAGAUGCAGUGACAACCCUGGAUUUUGAGAGUCACAACUAUCUUUAUGAGAAAGAUAUAUGGAUUGAUUAUGGCGCAGGGAGAGGCUCCGUGCUGGGUCUGAGGACGGAGGGAGAGGCCAUAGCCAGGGAGGGUGAUUUAGAGGUGAAAGGGGCCUGAAAUGGGUUCUCUUAAUGCUCAAGAGAGAGUAGUGGAGCUGUGUGCACCACUUGGUUUCUUUGCAUUGGUGGUGCUUUAGAUUUCAUCCCCAAACUAUAAAAGAAUGUGUGUUGCUAUAAGUCACAUUUGUGGUAAUUGGUCACAACAGCCACAGAAUGCAAAUGUGCUUUCCCUUCCGGUUGAAGCUCAUCAGCUGUUCCCAUCCCACAGCGAUGGCUUGCCUGGUUCUGCGACCUAGGGAUGUUCCUACCGGCUCUGGCUUUGGAGCCCAUCUCUGCCCUGCCUCUGCUCACUCUGACCCUGGGCCUCUUCUCUUCCUCCCUCCCUCACCAGUUGCUUCCAGACAGGCACCAUCUCUGGAACAUCACAGAGAAGGAAACUGAGACGUGACAAGGAACAGUUCCACGCCCAAGUUCCCCCAAGCAAAAGGCACUCAAGGAAGGAAGGCACUCCCACGGAAGCAGCCCCCUGGAUGCCAACCCCAGCACCCAUCUGAGUUCCUGAAGAGUUCGACACUCCCUGGAGGGCCUGGGCUUUAGGGAAACCUGAGAGCAAAUUCCAAACCAAUAAGAGCAAAUAAAUGAGGGGUGAUUACUGACAAUAGGAGAGGGGACACAGCGGGGUGCCUCCAAAUAGCAUCUCUUCCAGUGCGGUUUAAGUGCUUUAUAGGUCAUUAACUACUUGACAGCGAGAGCCUGACACUUAAAGCAACGAAUUUGGUGCCUCUGCCAGGGAAAAUCAAUCAGAAAUGAAGACGGAGCAUCAGCAGCCUUAAGAUGUACUGGGUGGGCAAACAGGGAUUCGAUUUGCACAUAAUUUUAAGGGCCGCUCCAUUGUUGUAAAUUGAGGCACACCGGCGUUUGAGGUCAUUUAUAAAUCCGGAACUAGAGUUUAGAAAUACGUAGCCUUCCCCUCGGUGAGUUCCCCGCUCCUCGUCAAUGCAAUAUUUCAAAGAUGCGGAAAUGCAGAGACGAGCACAAGCAUUAAGACUCACCGCCCGGCUGU